Homarus americanus (American lobster) is the source of this 4477-nucleotide messenger RNA. RefSeq lists its product as uncharacterized. Gene Ontology annotation, biological process: protein peptidyl-prolyl isomerization. Gene Ontology annotation, molecular function: RNA binding; peptidyl-prolyl cis-trans isomerase activity. Lineage: Eukaryota; Metazoa; Arthropoda; Malacostraca; Decapoda; Nephropidae. Bases 219 to 2861 code for a protein of 880 amino acids. The transcript is spliced from 11 exons. The record is from RefSeq and is a predicted model, not a curated record.
GGAAAUGUUAGGAAGGACGAGAUCCUGACUACCCAUUUACUAUUUUUUUGAAUUUACAAUUGAAUGGAUAAAUGGAUUACACAGUUUAUUCCGGCAAGGGACGAAAUGAAUAAAUUACUGUAAAAGCUAUUAAAUCCAACCUGGAUGGGUGUUCCAUGUUCAUCUGUCUUACAGUUCAAGCUCACUUGGGAUCAGAAAAUUUCCUACAGUGAUUAAGAAUGCCUGGGGGUGAAGUGCACAAGACGUUCAAGAUAUUUUGUGGUAAUCUCGCUGGGGCAGCAACAAAAGAUGAUUUAUACUAUCUCUUUUCACAAUAUGGGCCAGUUAUUGAGGCUGUGGUCAUGGUUGGCAAAUUCUAUGGGUUUGUGCACAUGGCUUAUGAGGAGGAUGGAUGGAAGGCAAUAUGUGAACUUCGGGGCUACUUUCUUCAUGGAAAAGCGAUGGCUGUAGAAGCUUCAAUCAAUGCUAAGAAAGCAGCUCCUGUCUUCAAGCAGAAUAUAAUAGGGAAAGGGAUAACUACACUAGAUGAUUUUAACGACUUUAGCACAUCUAAAUCAAAAGCACUGGAAUCACGAGAACGACACCAUCGGCCAGAACAUUUCCCUUCGUUCAAACAACAACCCGAAACCUCACCGAACCUACCGACUCCCUCUGGCUUAUUUUCGUAUCCGCCUCCCUUUCCCACUUCGGUGAGCAGUAGUCAGCCAUCUCCAAUAGGUCAAACCCCACCGCCAAUGUCACGAGCUUCGCCUAUGCCCGAUUUCCAGCCCAUGAAAACGUAUGAGACCAUUAAAGAAAGACAGUCUCCUCUGGCAAAAAUGCAGGCAGUUGAUGCUAAUUCUAACCCAAUACAAGAAUCCAAUAAUGAGAGGAUGCAGAAAAACUCAGCAGCGUUGUGUAAUUUAUGCGGAGCCACGUACGAUGAGUGGCAACACAAACCCAAGAUUCUCAGCUGUGGUCAUACCUUCUGCUGUGACUGUCUAAUGAGUAUAGCUCUUGAUAUCGAAGUCAAGUGUCCUGUUGGUUGUCCCUAUACCACCGCACUAACCGAGGCUGGUAUAUCUGGUUUAACAACAAAUUACACUGUGCCAAUUAAAAAGCUUAUCGGUAGUAACAUAUCUCCGUCUCUGCCAAUCCUCGCUCAUAGUUAUGGCCAACAAAAUGGUGCACAAAGGCCAGGCAACAGCCCCUCACACAUGGUAUGUUGCACCUGUCCAAAAAUUGUGGCGAAUGACUUGUGCAGUAGUCAGAAUCACCAGCUAAUUCCUGAAGACCAAGCUCGAGACAUUCUCCGUGGUCAUCUUCAAAGCUCUCAAGAAAUAACCUUUAAGCAGCUGCGACGUACUAUGACUAUGAGAGCCACUGUAAAGGAACGGCUCGAACGCACUGUUCUCAGCGUAGAGAAAUUUUUGGAAGAGCUUCGUAGAAAGGUCGAAGGAGAGCAGCUGGAAGAAGCAGUAUUACAGGAGCACUUAGCUGACCUAACUGUGGCCAGUGAGGCCCUCUCUGAGAGUACAUCAAUAUCACAAUUAAUUGAAUCCCUCCAGAAAGUUCAUUCGUACAGCUCAAUAAUCUCAACGCAAUUCAAUCAGUGUGCCGCAAUAACAGCUAUCAACAAUGCAACAGAAGCAAUCGUCAUUAAAUUGAAACAGUCUGCAUUGGAUGGAGUGCUAACUACCAUAGGAUUUAGAAAUGAAGAAGCUUUUGCAAUGACCUCAUCAUUAGAGGAGCAUGCCUUAUUUGGGAAUAAUGCCAAUGUACUCCUCCUCUACAUGCUGUCAGACCUACUAUCUACCAGAAUGAUGCAGUUAAGUACAGUUAGUCCAGUUAGUCCACUUAGUCCUAGCCAGCAACCACCCCUUUCUGCUUCCAGCCCCCUGCAGGCCAACAUGACCCCAUCAGUAGCAUCCACAAACAUCCUUGAGGAGAGCCUUGGGCAUGGUCUUGGUCUAACUCCUGGUAAAUUAAAUGAAAUGAAAAGCUAUGAAGUAAGUAAAUUAAAUGAAAUGAAAAGCCAUGAAAUGAGUAAUAUAAAUGAACACAUUUUACAGAUGACCGAAGCAAUAGAAGCAGGGUCAUUGUUAAGUACCAAUGAUGGUAUGUCUGUUAUGUCUGCAGGUGCCACUGGUAUAGGGCCGAAUUCUGUGUCUUCAGCUCUUUCUUUAGGGUUGACUAAUCUUUCUUUACUUGCCUCUGAACCCUCUGAAAAUGGGAAAGAUGAAAUAGAGUCAUUAACAGAUAAGAAAGAACCACUUCCAGUAUCCUAUGUUGAUGCUGCAAAAAGGCCAGCUAAGCCCACCCCUCCGCCUGAGAAUCCCCCCAAAAUGCCAGUACCAAAGCCAAUUGCACCACUAGUUAGGCCUGGGAAAUUUCCUCAUUGCUGGAUGGUAUUAUCCAUUAAUGGAGUAAUUGCUGGUCGCAUUCUAUUUGAACUUCGUCCGGAUAAAGCCCCUAGAAUGUGUGACAACUUUGUCGCACUCUGCACUGGCAGAAGUGGCUAUGGAUACAAAGGUACCCAUUUUUUCAAGAGUGGGGAAGGCUUUCUUGCUGGUGGAGAUGUGGAGAAUGAUGAUGGUACUGGUGGAUAUUCAGCUUUUGAUAAGAAUACCUUUGAAGCUGAUCUCUGUCCAUUAAAGGAUGAGGUUGGCAUGGUAAGAUUCAAGGGCAUUGGUACUAGCGACAAUGGACGGGGCAUGAUCGGCUCUCAGUUCAUGAUAUGGUGUGGGGAUAGGGAAUUCAAGAAGUUUUCCUACAGUCUUGUGUUUGGUAAAGUAGUGGAUGGAUUAGACGUUGCUAAGAAAGCUGCAGCGAUCAAUGUUCACAGGGUGUCUGUUAAAGUUGAGCAGUGUGGUGCAAUCUAACUACUAUUUUUUUGUAAUAUAUUUGUAUAAUCAAUAUGUCCAACAAUUUUGUAUUUACAGUACAGUUCAAUUAAUUCAGUUAUGAAUCUUAAGGAUAAGAACAGUACAUGUAUAAGAAUUUUCAGUGAAGCAUUUACUUUUUUCUAGAAGUGCCUUACAGUGUGCCUUUUAUGUGGCAUCACAUGUUUCCAUUUUUCCUUUUUUUUUGAUAAGCUUGAAAGAUCAAUUUUAAUUAACAUGAAAAAACAUAUUCACUUGUUUAAAAAGAUCUUACAGGUGUAGUCAGAAAAUAGAAAUUUUGUUAGGAUGUAAGUGCAACAAUCAAGUGGAGGAAAAGUAAAAAAAAAAAAAUUGUAUAUCCCAUGGGAGAGCUAUGUUUAAAUAAUUCUUUAGAUAAUUUGUGUACUGAUGCUUUAAGAAUGCUUGUUAAUAAGACAAAACUUACUCUUGAUAAAACUGCGUCCAUUAAGGAUUAAGUUUUCUCUUUCUACGUGUGGAUAAUAGUACUUUCUCCGUUCCGGUAUAAAAAAAAAAUAUUUGCGGUUAAAUGUAAGAUUAUACUGUAUAUAUCUAAGUUACUUAUUGUCCUUUAUUCACUUGAUUAGUUUUGUGUGGUGGACUCAUCUAAAUAUGCAACUUGACACUGAUUAAGAUGGCAGCCCAAGAGUACGAAUGAACCACACUAAUCUAAGACUGUCACUCAGUAGUGUUUUGGGGCUCUAUAUUGCACAGAGCACGACAUGAGUUCAUAUGUUGUUGAUUGUGCGUGCAUCUUGUAUACUGGAGUUCUUGAAAUUUUUUAUUCAUAUGGUUUAGUACAGAGCACAGUACGUAAAGUUAUGAGUUUGAAGGAAGAUAUUUCAUACUUGUAGCUUUGUGAAUGUAGAGCUCAUGGCACAAGUGUGAGUAUCUUCUGGUAUGCUUAGACUGAUUGUUGUUCCCACACUGGAUAUAAAUGUUGUAGAAGUGUGUAUGUUGCUGCCUUCACUGGCAACUUUGCCACACCUUAAUACUUUUCAUGAAACUGCAAUAAUUUGCUCAAUGUCUUUGUAUCUCGUAUAAGCACACUUGUGACAUCAUACUAAAUUUUUAGUCAUAAUCGUACAAUCACCAAAGCAUUGUAUUGAAAUUCAGUUAAGCAAUAAGGGGCCAAGCUUUGGGUAAACUUUCGUCAUGAUAUGUACUGUACGUCACCCUGAAGCCUGGUAUUGAAAUUCAAGAAUAAGGGGCCAAGUUUCCAAAUAAUAUUUGUUUUUGUGGUACGUACAUAUCUACUUGACUUUUAAGCUUAGAAAAUAUACGGCUAUUACCAGUUGUACAUUUCCCAGGGGAUUUGUUGUUGAUAUACUAAUUUCAAUAAAAUUCGAUUGUGGGUAUUUGCUGUUUUGGUCUUUAAAAAGAAUUCACUUAAUUUGACCAGGUACAGUAUUUAGUACAAUUUGUGAAUUUCUUUUUAAUUAUAUUGAAUGGACAUUUUGAUAAAAUGGAACUUUUUAUACCAAUUUAGACUAAUAGUAAAGGAUUGUAUUAACAGUUCGUCAAUCCAAAAUAUUGUAAUCAACCAUGUUUUUUGUUUGUUUUUUACAAGUAUAAUAAAUACGAUGCACGCAUCUUAA